AUGUAUAUUAGAGAAGUAAAGGACACUGACUUUGGAACCUACCGCUGCACUGUUGAGAACCCUGUAAGUCUAGGGGAAUACUGUGAAGUAAUUCUCCAACCAAAACCUCAGACCACAGGACCACCAAACAUGAACGUGACCACAGUGGUUGCUUCAGUCACAGACAUGGGAGGAGGCUCUCGUCACAUCCCUCAGACAGAAUCUCAGACCACAGGACCACCAAACACGGACGCAACCCCAGCGGUCGCUUCAGUCACAGACAUGGGAGGAGCCUCUCGUCACAUCCCUCAGACAGAAUCUCAGACCACAGGACCACCAAACAUGGAAGCAACCACAGUGGUCGCUUCAGUCACGAGAUCAGGAGUUUUAGGUCACGUCCCCAUGCCUAAACUUAACACAUCAUCAAAGUACUAUGCAGCUCGAGGUGAAAAUGUCACCCUUGAAUGUCAUUUCAUGGUUACUCCUGAGGAUUUGGAUCAGUUGACGAUCGAAUGGCUCUUUGGGCCGAGAUAUGGACAAGAUGACAAGGACCUCCUGAUCUCAUUUUUUGGAGAUGCAAAAUAUCACAAAAAUGGCAUCCAGGACAGGGUUCGUUUUUCCUCUCCAAAUCCCCAGGAUGGUGAUGCUUCAUUGAUGUUAAAUGACCUUGCGCUUACAGACACAGGUACUUACCAAUGUGCGAUCAAAGCAAUGACUCAAAUCCAAAGCAAGAAAUUUGUGCUGAAGGUUAUGGAGAAGCUACCUACACCAGUAUGUGGACUCUACGGUGAUGUUGAAGAGGGCAAAGAACUGAUUUUGACAUGCAGGAUCUCCCCAGACAUCCUACCCCGAAAGUUCAGAUGGGAAAGAAUGACUGGAAAUAGAAGGCUUCCUCAACCUGCAUCUUUCUAUGGACUUCAAGGUGACCUGUAUAUUAAAGAAGUAAAGAAAACUGACUUUGGAACCUACCGCUGCACUGUUGAGAACCCUGUAAGUAAAGGGGAAUACUGUGAAGUCAUUCUGACAACAGCAGUUCUUACUCCCAUCGCUGUCAGAGAGCGAGGACUCGAACCACACGUCAUCGCCCUGCCGGCACCAAACAGUGCAACAUCUGUCGUGAUAGCAGUAGCAGUGGUUACUUCAGCCAUGGUCAUCAUUGUCAUCAUCAUCACGGUCGUCGUCUUUGAAUACUGCAAAAGGAAUCCUCAUUGUGAAUUGACAGACGAACGUCCUCCCCGUCAAGAGAAGUGCAUUGCAGAUGCCGUGCCAAAGGGUGACCCUGAAUACAUCAGUCUUUACAAGAUGGGCCGAAAAAAGAUAAUAACUUGUGAAGGAGACAACCAAGGAAUUGAAAUUUCUGAAGAGUGGUAUGUCUAGUGUUUAUCCGAUCAUAUAAAGGUCGCAGCGGUUCCUUUGGAAACUCUGGUGAUGUUUUAUUAUAUACGAUAUAAUUGUGUUUUUCAGUCACAUUUGUUGGAUUUUGAAAGUGAUCGCGAUCUUCAGUUCACCUUUGUAGAAAGAGGAGUUUAUUUAAAGCAGAAUUUUCCAGUCUCAGUGUUUUCUGUAACAAUAAUAGAACAAUACUUAAGAAUCAACAUAACGACAGUACAUAGUGUAAUGUUUGCAUGUGUAGUAACGAACAUGGUUCACUAGUAUAACGGAAAAUCACUAAUUCUUCAUUUGU
This is a messenger RNA of Solea senegalensis (Senegalese sole), 1663 nucleotides long. Its product is annotated as coxsackievirus and adenovirus receptor homolog. Gene Ontology annotation, biological process: homotypic cell-cell adhesion. The coding region runs from base 1 to 1356 and encodes 451 amino acids. Lineage: Eukaryota; Metazoa; Chordata; Actinopteri; Pleuronectiformes; Soleidae. Gene Ontology annotation, molecular function: cell adhesion molecule binding. Gene Ontology annotation, cellular component: intercalated disc; basolateral plasma membrane; bicellular tight junction. The transcript is spliced from 4 exons. The record is from RefSeq and is a predicted model, not a curated record.